AUGGCCCUGGGCACUGGAGAGAAACAGGGACACGGGGAUGGCGCGAGUCGUCCUGGCAAGGUGGCAGAGGGGGAAGUGAGGGACGCCUCUGACCCCGGGGAUAUGUACCUCCUGGGUUCGGUCUGGUGUGCCGAGCCUCCGGCCGCCGAGCAGCCGUCGGGGAGGAUUAACAAAACCGCCUUCAAACUGUUCAAGAGGAGGAAAUCCGGGGGCACCAUGCCGAGCAUCUUCGGGGUGAGGAGCAAAGGCGGGGAGGGGAAGGGCGCCAGCAAAGCGGGGAUGGUGCGGAGCCGGACGCACGACGGCUUGGCCGACGCCGUGCUGGAGAGCAGCAAGAAGGAGGAACCGGGCGGCGGCGACCCGCAGAGCAAGGAGGCGCAGGGCCGGCCGGCCGGCAGCCUCGGCGUCUCCCCCGGCAGCUCGGUGGCCAAGUCGCACAGCUUCUUCUCCCUGCUGAGGAAGAACGGCAGGCCGGAGAACGGCAAGGCGGAGAGCGCGGAUCAGCGGGCUGGCGGCAGACAAAAGAAGGGGCUGAAAGGGAUCUUCAGCAGCAUGCGAUGGCAUAAAAAGGACAAAAAUGGCAAGGAGGAGAGGGGGGAAACCUCGGAGAUUCAGUCGGGUCUUAUUAUGCCGGGGUCUUUGACUGCCAGCCUGGAGUGCAUCAAAGAGGAGACGCCAAAACCUUUGUCUGAAACUCCGAACAGCGCAGGAGACAUCGGGCUGGAACCGCCGCGGGAGAAGCGCAGCGGCGAGGCGCACGCCUCGGCCGAGGAGCCCGAAGCGGGAGGUGGGGAGUCGCGGGACAGCAGCCCCCUCCCCGGGGAGGACCCUGCCGCCGCUGGAAGGCGACCCGAGGAGCUCUGCCGCGAGCGACAGGACCCGGGCGCCGGAGAGGUUGGGACUGCGAAGGAUGCGGCCAUAACAGGCUGCGGAGAUAUUAUUGCGGACCAUGAGGAGGAUGUGGGCGGCGGGAGUGGCGGCUGCGAGAAGAGCGCCCCUGGGGCCGGCAAGCUGGGUGCCUCCAAGAAGCACCCCACCAUGCUGGCCUACCAGGGAGGAGGGGAGGAGAUGGCCAGCCCGGACCAGGUGGACGACACCUACCUGCAGGAGUUCUGGGAUAUGCUGUCGCAGACAGAGGAGACCCAGACAGAAGGAGGAGGAGGUGGAGGAGGGACAAAGAAGCCCGAGGGGUUGAAGGAGAACCGAGGUACCGAGGGGGCCCAGAACAGGGUGGUGGUAAAACGUGGUGGCCUCCACCAGAUCCCCAUUCACCUCAACCACAAAGAGGAGCAGAAGGGCAGGGAGAAGGAGCAGCAUGAAGGAGUCCCAAACAGCGACGAGGGCUACUGGGAUUCCACCACCCCUGGUCCCGAGGAAGAUGGUUCCACAAGCAUCCAGAAGGAGACCAUUCCCAGGGACAGCUACAGCGGGGAUGCUCUCUACGACCUCUACACCGAACCGGAUGAGAACCCACCAGCGGGGCCUACGGAUGAAGAGGUCACCUGUGUGCCACGCUCCAAGCCCGUGUCUCCAAUAACGACCACGUGCUCACUGAAAACACCCUCAAGCACACUGAAGGACUCCAAGAUACCCAUCAGCAUUAAACACCUUUCGUCGCAUCCUGCCAGCCUGCAUGGAGCAGAUGCCAGUAACAGCCAUCAUGUCGCACACCAUCACCUGGCCAAAAGCGAGAUGCACAGAACAAAAAUCCCCGUCUCUAAAGUACUGGUACGCCGGAUCAGUAACAGGGGCUUAGCAGGGACAACAGUGAAAACUGCCAUGUACCAGGACAGUGCCAAAAAGUAGUUGAAUAAGAGGUGGAGACAAAGACAGACAGCGAGGUCGGUGU
Molecule: messenger RNA, 1849 nt
Organism: Aptenodytes forsteri (emperor penguin)
Lineage: Eukaryota; Metazoa; Chordata; Aves; Sphenisciformes; Spheniscidae
Gene: AMER2
Product: APC membrane recruitment protein 2
Exons: 3
Coding region: 1-1806 (601 amino acids)
Biological process (GO): regulation of canonical Wnt signaling pathway
Cellular component (GO): plasma membrane
Molecular function (GO): phosphatidylinositol-4,5-bisphosphate binding; beta-catenin binding
Source: RefSeq, a predicted model, not a curated record